Messenger RNA from Lingula anatina, 1947 nucleotides. Its product is annotated as phytanoyl-CoA dioxygenase domain-containing protein 1-like. The record is from RefSeq and is a predicted model, not a curated record. NCBI's taxonomy places the organism in Eukaryota, Metazoa, Brachiopoda, Lingulata, Lingulida, Lingulidae.
GAGGCAACUUACCCCGGAGUCCAACAAGCCCCGUUUUCCCCUAAAGAAGAGUGUAUACUCACUGGGAGGCCAAAUGAAAGUUUACCAGUUGAUUUGAGCAAAACAAACUAAUCAAUACACAAAUAAUACAUAAAUUUGAGUACACUUCAUGUAAGUUAGUAUAUUUUCAUUCAGUAGUUUGGAUUCAUGGGUUUAUGUUUUGUUUCAGUAUAUUUUGCUCAAGGAAAGUGGGGGUCGCAUACUCUGUUGUCUGCAAAACAUCUUGACCUCAGCUGAAGUUGAUAAUUGAAUGUAAUGUCUAGAGUAAAUAAGAUACAAGGAAUGUAACACUGACAGGAUUUCAUGAGGCCUGGAUAUUUCUUGCAGCUGGUGUAGUAUGUAGGUCAUCUUUUUAGCGCAAGCUUGCACUUUAACUAUCUGGGGUAACUAGGUGAAGAGAGAAACCAAGGUCAUAGGCAAGAAAUCUAUUCAGUAACAGCUGGUUAUAAUAUACAGACCGCAGCCAAUAUGUCCAACAUUGCACCAGCAAACAUCUCAGAGGCUUAUCCAGAACUGUUUUGCACCAUACCACCCCCAGUCAAGGAGAAGAAACCUGGACAACUGAGUGACAAGCAAAUCAAGCAGUUCUUUGAAGAGGGUUAUGUAAUAGUGGAAGACUUCUUCAGCCCAGAGGAACUAGACCCUGUGAGAGAGGGUGUAAACAGUCUGGUAGAUGAAUUUGCCCAGAGACUGUAUGAUGCUGGGAAAAUAAGAAAGUUAUACAAAGACAGUGGUUUCUUUGAAAGAUUAACAAAGAUAGAAAAAGACUUUCCUGGGGCCAGUGUAGUGCUACAUAAAUCUGGGAAAAUGCCAAUGGCUUUCAAGAACUUGCUGUCUAAUGAGAGACUGUUGAAUGUUGUGGAACAAAUUAUUGGACCUGACAUCAUGGGGCACCCUGUAUGGAAUCUGCGCACCAAAACACCCAAGAAUGAACAGACUGUGGUUCCCUGGCACCAAGAUGCAGCAUAUAUGGACAAUGAUGCCCAUAAGAUUAUGAUUCCAACAGCCUGGAUACCACUGCUGGAUGCCAAUGAAAACAAUGGAUGUCUACAGUUGGUUAAGAAAGCCCACAGGUCUGGUCGUUUAGCCACCCACACCUGCUGUGCUGGACCAACCUGGUAUGUGAUGCUGGAAGAAGAAGAGAUGGUAAAAACCCUUGGAGCCAAUCUGGAAGAAGACAUCAUGACCUGUCCUAUUCCUUAUGGAGGCUUCCUCUUCUUUAAUAAUCUUUUACCUCACAGAAGCUUGAGCAACUACUCAAAUGUCAUUCGAUGGAGCCUGGACUUGCGAUGGUCUAAACCGACAGACCCAGUUGGAUUGUGGGGACUCAAAGAAGGGGUCCUUUUACGUUCUUCUAAAGACCCAAACCUAAAAGUUGACUGGGACGCUUUUACCAAGGUAGACAGGACUGCAUCACAGGAGAAAAUUCUUGGAAAGGAUGUUGAUGAGUUUGAUUCAACACUUUCCGGACCAUGGAUGAAAAAAUGGGAAAUUGUUCACCAUAACAAACACACAGAUGCAUAUUUUGCUGGAGCAGACAGCACAGUCAAUCCUUAGAGGCAGUCAAAUAAUGAACAAUAUGUUUCAGUGCCAGGAGUAUGCAAUACAAACUGAAUAACUGCAAAGUUAGUUUUCACACAAAGUAUUGUCAAUAAGUUGAACAUCCACUUGUUAAUUUGGACAAACAAAAAUCACUAUAAAACUUGACUUUGCUUGGUAAAAUUUAAUUGGGACUGACGUUUUAAUAAAUCAUGAUAUGAAAAGAAUUUUGUACUGUUGGAUGAAAUUGCCACCCUAUAUAUUAAGGUUCACUGCUGUCUCUACUGUACGUAUGUUCAUUCUCCACCCUACCUCUAUUCAAGCAGCCUUUGUGAUUGAUGCGUCUCUGGCCAAUAAAAAAUUAUUUGC